Trematomus bernacchii (emerald rockcod) is the source of this 1575-nucleotide messenger RNA. RefSeq names its product deoxynucleoside triphosphate triphosphohydrolase SAMHD1-like. Gene Ontology annotation, molecular function: dGTPase activity. Gene Ontology annotation, cellular component: nucleus. NCBI's taxonomy places the organism in Eukaryota, Metazoa, Chordata, Actinopteri, Perciformes, Nototheniidae. The transcript is spliced from 8 exons. The record is from RefSeq and is a predicted model, not a curated record. The coding region runs from base 178 to 990 and encodes 270 amino acids. Gene Ontology annotation, biological process: defense response to virus; dGTP catabolic process; regulation of innate immune response.
CUAGGGCAUGCAAAUUGGUCACUGCCAGUGACCAAUCGGAUGGGUGUGGUAGAGACAUAAAAGCCAGGUACUUCUCAAAGCCUGAGUAUAUUUGUGCAGACGUUUCAUGAUCAGCUGUUUUAGGGAGCGACAUCAUUUGUGUCUUCUAUCGUUAGUUAGACACAGAAAACAUUGUCAAUGGCGUCAGAAGACUAUGGGGAAAUGAGCUGGAAGGAUAUGUGUGAGUACCUGAAAGAAAAAGGACUUGGAAGGUGGGCAGAUCAAUUUAAAGGAAAGCCUGUUAUCAAGCUGCGGGAGCUCAAAGAUGAUGGUUUUAUGUCUGGGAUGGGCGUAGAUCCGUCUGAGGAUCGUCAGGAAAUCUUGGAUAGUAUCUUGAAGAUCUGGCCAGCAGCUCCCAAGGUGUUUAAUGAUCCAAUCCACGGACAUAUGGAGUUGCACCCUCUUCUUGUCAAAAUCAUCGACACGCCUCAGUUCCAGAGAUUAAGAUACCUCAAGCAGCUGGGAGCGGGCUAUUUGGUUUAUCCUGGAGCCUCCCACAACCGGUUUGAACACUCAAUUGGGGUGGGGUACUUAGCAGGAGAGCUUGUGAAAGCUCUGAAGGAAAAGCAGGAUCUCAACAUCACUGACAGAGACAUCCUUUGUGUUCAGAUCACUGGGCUAUGCCAUGACCUGGGACACGGACCCUUUUCCCAUGUGUUUGAUGCAAUGUUCAUCCCCAAAGCAACUGGUCCAGGUGAGGAAAUUAAAACCUGGAAGAUGCCACUGUCAAGUAAAAUAAAAAGCGCUUGCCAUAGGCAGCGUGUUAAUUCUGACCCUGCAGCAAGAGCUGAGAACCUUGCAAGGAGAAGAGAAAGUGUGGACCGACUGUCCCGUCACAGUAUCUUGAUGAAUCUGAAGUUUGGGAAAAUUGAAGUUAAACCUGAAAAAAUAAAGAAAACACUUCCUGGCUCUCCUUGGUUCAUACUGAUUGAAGGUGAUCGAGAAAUUUGAUCAAGUGAGUAGUGACUUAACGACUUAAAAGUGAAUAAGGAUGCAUUAUGCACAAUUGGGCCAUAUAUGCAGUUUUUAGAGCCCUGUUUAAUAUUAUAAACCAAUCUAAGUGCAAAUGUGAUCAUUUUAAAUCAGCUUUAAUUAAGAAUCACUGUUUAAUACCAUAUUAUGGCUAUUUGAAAUGUAAUUUUAGGUGUGAUUUAGGGAUUUAAAAUAUUUAGUGGUGUUUGUUUAAGAUAUCUAUCGUGUGAAUUAAUGUGGUAACCUGAUUAGAUAUUAUUUUCAAUUGUAUUCAUGUUUGAUUAAAGAUUGUUUUGGGUGUAUGUCUUUGUUUUUAAUCUAUCAAUAUGAAAUCAAUAUCGUUACUAUUACCAUUAUAUAUUACUAUUCAUACUGUAGUUAUACAAUAUAGCUUGCUUCCUUCAAUGUAACCAUCUGUAUGAAUGUGGUUAUAUUUUUGUUUAUGGUCAUGGUGUGAAAAUGUUGUGAUUUGUCAUCAUGGGACUUUUGAGGAAAACCUACAACAAUGUUUCAACUUUGUUGCUGUUGAGAUUGGGUUAAUAAAAAAGUGUUUCUUCUUGAUUU